AUUCAGUUGUUCUUCUUCGGGAGGAAAUAAAAUGAACGAUGAAUCCUGCGUAUAGAUUUAAAGUUUCUCGAAGUUGGUUUGGUCAAGAUUCAAAGAUGAAUGCGCUUACAUCAUCUGUACGAAUUAUUAUUUUUUAAUUAUUGCGAAUUGAAGGCAACUGUCCGAUGCCUCUCGUGCUACCUUGAGAUUUUUAUCUUCUUAAACAGAUGUUAUUUCUAUUCGUUGGAAGAAAAAGUCGGUGAAUUAUUUGCAUUUCAAUAGAUCCCGUCAGAUUGAAGGCAUGUCAAGAAAAUAACUCUUAAGUACUUCAAUAUGUAGCAGCUGUUUAUUUCGUCUCUUGAAUAUUAUUUACUUUUCUAAUGAUGGAGCUGAAAACAAAAUUUUGUGCGAGUCGGUACAGUUUAAACUUUUAAAGUUGUCCGCAUUUGUCGUUUAGCUUGACCCACGCAUUCUUCGAAUGUCCUGUUUCAACAGGGCGUUUUUUUUGUUAAUCGAGAGAAAUUUCCGAAUUCCUUAUUUCUAGGCAUUGAUCACACAGUCGCGGGCGUCUUGCGCGAUAAAUCGCGAGAUUUUGUGCUUAAGUUAUGGCGGACCUAAAAAACACGGCGCCGCCAAACGAAUCGACCGCCCCUUCAUUGAUCACGAAUGUUGGUGGCGGCUCAGGACAGAGACCGGUUGUUGGCAACGGACGUGGUGGGUUUCUGGGUCGUGGUCGUGGGACGCCACGAGGACGCGGCGGUGGAAGAGGCGGUCGUGGCGGCAUGGGCAGUGGAUCUUUCCCGACUGAAGGACACAAUGCCGGCGGUCCUGGCGCCAGUUUCGGACAUGCGAUGGGACGAGGGAAGAUGAGGACGCCAGAGGAAAGAGUGAUGGAGAAAUUGGCGAUGUCGUUCAAUGGAUCGACAGCCGACAUCCCGGCGAAGGAAGUGGUUGAGACGAGAAAGUUCAACGGUCAUUGCAGAUUGUACGUGGGCAAUAUCCCUAACGACAUGACGAACGAGGAACUUUCUGAACUGUUUUCGUCCUUCGGAGAGACCAGCGAACCGUUCGUCAACCGAGAGAAAAUGUUUGCGUUUAUAAAAAUGGACUAUCGGUCGAGUGCCGAACGAGCCAAAAAUGAGCUGGACCAAAAACUCGUGCGGGGGAAGAAUCUGAAGGUUCGUUACGCUCAGCAUGGAGCCAUUGUGAAGGUGAAGAAUUUGACUUCCUGGGUGUCAAACGAGCUCUUGGAACGCGCCAUGUCAGUUUUCGGAGAAGUCGAAAGAGCGAUUGUAGCUGUUGAUUCCAGAGGAAAGGCCUCGGGCGAAGGAACUGUGGAGUUUGUGCAGAAGCCGGCAGCCGCCACGUGUGUCAAAAUGUUGUCGGAAGGCUGUUUCUUCCUCACUUCUUCUCCGAAACCGGUGAUUGCUGAACUGGCCACGGAACAAGACGACGAAGACGGAUUGAUGGAGAAGAACUUGAUGCGGAGACACGCGGAGUUUGUUCAAGAACGGGAUUUACCGCCGAGGUUUGCGGAGCUGGAGUCGUUUGAAUUUGAAUACGGACAGCGUUGGAAAGCGUUGUACGACUUGGAAAAGCAGAAGAUUGAGGCCGUCAAGGCAGAAAUGCGCUUUGAAAAGGAGAAACUCGAGUCCCAGAUGGACUUUGCCAAGCAGGACGCGGAAAUCAACCUUCUACGCAAACAACUGAGGCAACGUGAGCUUGAGAAAGAGGCGAGGAUGCGGAAACAGGAAAUGCAGCUGCAGCAAAUUGAAGAAAUGAGGCGCAAUGAAGAGGCGCAGUAUCGGAAACGCGAAGAGCAAAUGACGCAAAUCAUUACCCGACGUGAGGAAAACUUGAGGCAACGCGCUCAAGAAAACUGCCUCUUCCUUCAGCAACAAGAGGCGGGUUAUGUCGGCAACGAAGGAGGCGCCUGCUUUGAUAAGGGACCCGUUGAACCCGGGUUCGGAAAACCCGAGAGGGAUGGUGGUUACGGACCCGGUGGAUACCAAUGGGAUCAGGGAUCUGGACCUGGACUUGGACUCAUGAAUCAAGGCGGUUAUGGAGGCAAAUUCGGGCCAGAUGUGGGCAACGGGCAGCCCGGAUUGGCUGGCGCGGCGCCGCCGCCGCCGACGAGGCAAUGGGGCCGUGGUUCGGACGACCUUGGUGGCCCCGAAAACUUCCAGUCGAAACGUCGUCGCUUUUAAAACCCGCGUCCCGUUUGAAAUUAUUUGAACGAAAAACGUGCGAGAGAAAAGAGAUGACAAGAAAGUGGAGCUUCACCACCUACCUACCUAUUCACUGGAUGGAAGAGGUCGUGAGCGAAGAAUAAUUCGACUCCGGUUGCGUGUUUUCCUGGAUUUCUAUGAAAUGCUUCUUGCGGAAGAGCUUUGUCGACUUUUGUUCGUUUGUUAUUGUUCAUUUUCUGACCGCGUUCAAAAGUGUUUCUCUUUUUCUUUUUUUUUUCUGAUGACGAAAAGUUAAACAGUGAUUUUGUUUUUUGUUGCUACGAUUUUUGAUGGAUUCCUGCUCGAAACUUGUUUUUUUUUUUCUAAGCUAGCAGUUCUGUUAUAUAGUAAGAUGGGGAUUUGGCUAAGAAACGUUAUUUGUUCCAGUGUGGUGUUCGUUGGCUGCAUUCUGUUUUGUUUUGGGAAAAAUUCGAAUACUGCGUUGAGGACAAUUUCACGGUUUUUGCCUCUUAAGAAAUGUUUUCCUGCUGGAUUAGUGUUUUUGAAGCAAUGUAAAGGCUUCGCAAGUGUCAAAUUUGUUAGCCAAGACCCUGCUGUACAUGACUGACUGCCGAAGUCUUGUUGUUUUCCAUGGAACGUUCGUUUCUACUGGAUUGUUUCUGCGUGUCACUGACCAUACAAGAAGAAUCCGUAAAUAUGUUCAUUAGAUGAGGAGAUUAUUGCAAGUACAGAAAUCUUCUUGGAAAAAAAUCAUUUUUGAUGUCCCUCCAACAUAGUCAAAAAUCAUUUGAGGCUCAAGACAAUUUUUAGUUUUGAGGAAAAAAAAUUGUUUACAGGUUCCAAUGGAUAUGUUAUAAUGAGAUCUUGGGAGCACAGAAGGACAUGCAGUGUAUGAAUAAAAUUUCAGAUGGUAUUGAGACAGUUAUGGUUGGUCUGUGAUGGUUUUAGUUUUCAGAGCCCUUCCUGAUCUAUGAAGAAAACCAGAUUUUUUUUCGGAUACACCUGCACUCAGUUGUGUUGAGAUCAGUUUACAUGAAACCUGUAGUUUUAUCAAUUGGGUUCACCGAAAUUCUAUUGCAUGAGCUCUGGUCAGUCACACUUCGGUGGUCACUCAAAUACAGCAACGUCUUGGAAAUAUUUCUUUUCUUCUGGAAAUGUUUUGAGUCCGCGUUAAUAUUCAACAAACCGCUGUUUCGCGAACGUUAAAUUAUUAUUCUACUGUAUUUUAUUGUUUGUUUGAAGAAAAGAAGUAAAUGCUAUUUGUUCCGAGUUUUCAAAUCCCACAGAAGUUGGAAUUUUUCAUUCAGAAAGUGAAAGCUUGCACACGUAUCAUUUCGCUUGAAAAAAAAAAAUUCGUGGCAGAAGUUUUUUUUACGAAGUGGCUUUUAAGGUCUUUUUAUUGGCCUCGAGAAUUCCACGAUUAUUAUCCCCUUGCGAGGGUAUUUUCAGAAGUUCUUGGACUGCUUGAAUAAAAAAGUAACUGAAAUUAGAAUUUCUUCAUGAUGGACCAUUUUUUUUGUCCAUCUACGGAACAUGCAGAAUAGUCAUUGGAUAAAAUACCUACUCCACUUCAAGUUUUGUUUCAUUCCACCCUAUGUUUAAAAAGUUGAAUGUUUUUCCGUGAUCAUAGAAGUUAUUUUUCAGACUACCUUCCCUUGUCGGAUUCAGUUUUUCAGAAAACUACUGUAGAGGAUACUCCUGUAUUAGAAUAACGUUAUCCAACUGACUAAUAGAGGGCAGGGUUAUUUGAAAAUUAUGCUUACAUUUUAGAACCACCAUUUCUUCCCAUGCAACCAAGUCCUCUUCUAAAUGUUCGCAGAAAAACACAUAUGUUCCGUUGCGUUUGUAAAAAUGAAAAUUUUCUGUUUUCAAUCAUCUUUUUCUUGUUGCACUUCUGACUUGGAAAUACUGGCAUACGAAAGGAAUUGCGUGAAAAUUUUGGAAUAUGACUGAUGAAAUAUUUCAGAGCUGUAUCAGUUUGAAAUUUGGCAACUAAUGUUAGUCCAAGGAUUUCUAAAAAUGAAAUCUUACUCGAAGCAAAUUUUGUGUGUGGAACUGCUGUUGUGUUCUUUUUGAAGUGUUAAAAUGUUUGAGUUUGAGGGGGAACAAAGGGGCUUCGUUUCGAGGUCAUGAUUUCAUCUUCCUGGUACCCGGUUAUUCCGUUGUUUUGACGUUUCGAAGAUUGAUGCCGGUGACCUGAAGUACAGAGUGGGGCGAAUAAAAGCUGGAAGUGUAGCAUGAACAA
Notodromas monacha is the source of this 4413-nucleotide messenger RNA. NCBI's taxonomy places the organism in Eukaryota, Metazoa, Arthropoda, Ostracoda, Podocopida, Cyprididae. The record is from the annotation of a GenBank genome assembly.